Molecule: messenger RNA, 7716 nt
Organism: Mercenaria mercenaria
Lineage: Eukaryota; Metazoa; Mollusca; Bivalvia; Venerida; Veneridae
Product: sulfate transporter-like
Exons: 20
Coding region: 222-2546 (774 amino acids)
Biological process (GO): transmembrane transport
Cellular component (GO): membrane
Molecular function (GO): chloride transmembrane transporter activity; bicarbonate transmembrane transporter activity; sulfate transmembrane transporter activity
Source: RefSeq, a predicted model, not a curated record
CGCCGUUUGUAGCUCCACCUGACAAAAGUUGUGACUAUAUGCAGUUUAACAUCUCAAGAAACUGGAAAAAAGAAAAACUUUCUAGUGGCAUGGAGGUCUGUGCCUGAAGGCAGGGUCCAGUGAAUGUGUCACAUCAGAGAAUUGAUACUGUAUUACAAACAAAGUGAUUGGAAUCAUAUUAAGAUAUAAAAUAGAAUUUGUGCCAGUCUACUUAACACAGAAUGGCUACAAAUGGAACUGGAGAACGUCUUGAUGAGGGUGAUAGGCUACUUGAGCAACAGGAGAUCAUAGGGCAGCUUACAGAUCAUUCUUUUGUGUCGCAAAAAGAGUUUGAUGAAAAUUAUGAAUUUCAAAGUCAUCCACCUCCAAAGUUAAAACAGAUUGUGACGAAUAAAUUGGGGAAAUGCAAGUGUUCAGGGACCUGUGUGAAGAGAUUUAUAUAUUCGAUAUUCCCUUUCAUAAACAUCAUGAAGAAUUACAACAUAAGAGAGGAUAUAGGGGGCGAUAUUGUAGCGGGAUUGACCAUCGGGAUUAUGCACAUUCCUCAGGGUAUGGCUUAUGCAAUGUUAGCUACACUGAAACCAGUUCAUGGUCUGUACAUGUCGUUCUUUCCAGUGUUGCUCUAUUUCUUCUUUGGAUCCAGUAGACAUAUCUCUGUUGGUGCUAAUUCUGUUGCUUGUUUGAUGUUGGGCUCAGCUGUUUCUAAGGGGAUAGACAGUCUGUCUGGAUCAGCAGAAAAAUCUGGACUGGUUUCUUUGGUAUUAGGAAAUCAAACAGUGAACCAGACAGGCAGUUCUGAAGGGAACCAUUCUGAGUACCAGACCACAGAAUCCUCUGUUGCAGACGACACUGCUGCUGUAUCAGAUGAGGAACUGGAGCUUAGAUUGCAGUUUGCUAUGUCGGUUACAUUUUUGUCUGGAGCAAUUCAGUUGCUGAUGUCUAUAUUUAGAUUAGGAUUUAUCACAGAGUACCUGUCAGAUGCCCUGAUCAGUGGGUUCAUGACAGGUGUAUCUUGUCAUAUCUUUACAAGUCAAGUCAAACAUUUGUUUGGUGUGAAACAUGGAAGAUAUACUGGCGUUUUCAAACUUGUCUAUACAUACCGUGAUAUUUUCAAGAAUAUUGGGACGGCCAACUACGUAACUAUUUUAUUGGCUGUUGCAUGUAUAGCCUCUUUGUACUGCACAUCAAGAUUUAUCAACCAGAAUCCAAAACUGAAACCGAAAAUGUUCAUGCCAGUACCUAUUGAAUUAAUUGUGGUUGUACUAGCUACAGUGAUCUCAUAUGCAAUUAAGCUAGAGGAAAACUUUGAUGUAGCUGUUGUGUCAGACAUUCCUACAGGUUUACCCAUUCCCAAUGCAAGAGGUGUCAGUCGUAUUUCAGGAUUGAUAAUUCCCGAUGCAUUUGCUCUUGGUAUUGUGAUAUUUUCCAUCUAUAUCUCCAUGGGCAAGAUGUUGGCUAAAAAACAUGACUAUGAAGUAGAUGCUAACCAGGAGUUGAUGGCCUUUGGUGUAUCUACAAUUAUUUGUUCCUUCUUUACCGCCGCAGCACCAUCUGUAGCCCUGUCAAGGAGUAUUGUACAAGAAAGAGUAGGUGGUAAAACACAGGUUGCAGGUUUGGUUUCCUGUUGUCUUCUCCUGGUGGUUUUACUGGCUGUAGGACCAUAUUUCAGGACAACACCAAAUUGUGUGUUGUCCUCCAUUGUUGUGGUUGCUAUAAGAGGAAUGUUUCUACAAGUUUUAGACCUGAAGAAGAUCUGGAAUGUUUCCUCAAUAGAUUUUUUUGUAUGGAUAGUGGCAUGUAUAGCUACAGUGCUGAUGGAUGUGGAUUUGGGUCUAGGAACUGCUGUAGCUUUUAAUAUCAUUGUUGCCAUGUGUAGAAUACAGAGGCCGAAUGCAUGUUUACUCGGACAUGUUCCUGGGACGGAUAUAUACAUAGACAUGAAUUUCUAUCAGAAGGCAAGAGAGAUACCAGCUGUUAAAAUAUUUAGGUUUGAACAGUCAUUAUUUUUCCUAAACAAGGAACACUUCCGCACACUUCUUUACAAGAAUACAGUAAACCCAAAUACACUGAAAAUUGCUCAAGACAAAAGAGAGAAGAAACUUAGAAAACUGCAAAAGAAAGAACCAAUUAUUGAUGGAGAAGUCCGUAAUGAAUCAGCACCAGAAAGAGAGCAUCUAGAUAUAGAACUUAAUAUUUUACCAGACACUGACCUUGAUAUUGUAGAUGUUACACAAAGAAAUACAUUACAUGUGGACUUUCACACUAUAAUCUUUGACUGUUCAUUGUGGAGUUUUGUGGAUUCCAUGGGUGUUAAAGUUCUUAAAGCUGUGAUUGGAGAAUAUAAAGCUGUAGGCAUUAAAGUUUUAUUUGCAAAUUGCAAAGUUGGUGUGAGAGAAAUGUUUGAAAAGACCAAGUUUUAUGACACUUUGGAUCAGUCCAAUAUAUAUGUGUCUGUACAUGAUGCAGUAAUACACUCUAUACAGGCUUACAGUUUUAAGAAUGGUGCAAAUAUAUCAAAUAAAGAAGGUUCUCCAGAUGAAGUUUGAUUGUAAGGGAGGCUAGGAAGAUAUCUCAGGUCUACUUCAUGAGAACCAGGGUGUACAUCAAAGCAAACAUGGCAUUACAUACUUGAUUUGUCUGUGUGGGAAGUAAAAAUUGUAGGGUAAAACUAUAUCCCACCUAAUACUAAAGUGUUCUUGCUAUAAUAUUUGGGUUUUAAAUGAAGGUUGUGCUUGGCAUACUUGGCGAAAGGGAAAUUGAUGGAAAAACAUGCAAGUGUUUUACAUGUAUGUAUGUUAUACUAAGCUCCUAUCCAUGUGUUUCAAAGAUGUGCAUGUUUUACUAGGUAUACCAAGUUACUGUCCAUGUGUUUCAAAUAUCUGCAUGUUUUACUAGGUAUACCAAGUUACUAUCCAUGUGUUUCAAAUAUCUGCAUGUUCUACUAGGUAUACCAAGUUGCUAUCCAUGUGUUUCAAAUAUCUGCAUGUUUUACUAGGUAUACCAAGUUACUAUCCAUGUGUUUCAAAUAUCUGCAUGUUUUACUAGGUAUACCAAGUUACUACCCAUGUGUUUCAAAUAUCUGCAUGUUUUACUAGGUAUACCAAGUUGCUAUCAAUGUGUUUCAAAUAUCUGCAUGUUCUACUAGGUAUACCAAGUUGCUAUCCAUGUGUUUCAAAUAUCUGCAUGUUCUACCAGGUAUACCAAGUUGCUAUCCAUGUGUUUCAAAUAUCUGCAUGUUCUACUAGGUAUACCAAGUUGCUAUCCAUGUGUUUCAAAUAUCUGCAUGUUUUACUAGGUAUACCAAGUUACUAUCCAUGUGUUUCAAAUAUCUGCAUGUUCUACUAGGUGUACCAAGUUACUUUCCAUGUGUUUCAAAUAUCUGCAUGUUCUACUAGGUUACUAUCCAUGUGUUUCAAAUAUCUGCAUGUUCUACUAGGUGUACCAAGUUACUUUCCAUGUGUUUCAAAUAUCUGCAUGUUCUACUAGGUAUACCAGGUUACUAUCCAUGUGUUUCAAAUAUCUGCAUGUUCUACUAGGUAUACCAAGUUACUAUCCAUGUGUUUCAAAUAUCUGCAUGUUCUACUAGGUUACUAUCCAUGUGUUUCAAAUAUCUGCAUGUUCUACUAGGUGUACCAAGUUACUUUCCAUGUGUUUCAAAUAUCUGCAUGUUCUACUAGGUUACUAUCCAUGUGUUUCAAAUAUCUGCAUGUUCUACUAGGUAUACCAAGUUAUUAUCCAUGUGUUUCAAAUAUCUGCAUGUUCUAUUAGGUUACUAUCCAUGUGUUUCAAAUAUCUGCAUGUUCUACUAGGUAUACCAAGUUACUAUCCAUGUGUUUCAAAUAUCUGCAUGUUCUACUAGGUAUACCAAGUUACUAUCCAUGUGUUUCAAAUAUCUGCAUGUUCUACUAGGUUACUAUCCAUGUGUUUCAAAUAUCUGCAUGUUCUACUAGGUGUACCAAGUUACUUUCCAUGUGUUUCAAAUAUCUGCAUGUUCUACUAGGUAUACCAGGUUACUAUCCAUGUGUUUCAAAUAUCUGCAUGUUCUACUAGGUUACUAUCCAUGUGUUUCAAAUAUAUGCAUGUUCUACUAGGUAUACCAAGUUACUUUCCAUGUGUUUCAGAUAUGUGCAUGUUCUACUAGGUAUACCAAGUUACUAUCCAUGUGUUUCAAAUAUGUGCAUGUUCUACUAGGUAUACCAAGUUGCUGUCCAUGUGUUUCAAAUAUGUGCAUGUUCUACUAGGUAUACCAAGUUGCUUUCGAUGUAUACCAAGUUACUAUCCAUGUGUUUCAAAUAUAUGCAUGUUCUACUAGGUAUACCAAGUUACUAUCCAUGUGUUUCAAAUAUAUGCAUGUUCUACUAGGUAUACCAAGUUACUAUCCAUGUGUUUCAAAUAUAUGCAUGUUCUACUAGGUAUACCAAGUUACUAUCCAUGUGUUUCAAAUAUGUGCAUGUUCUACUAGGUAUACCAAGUUACUAUCCAUGUGUUUCAAAUAUAUGCAUGUUCUACUAGGUAUACCAAGUUACUGUCCAUGUGUUUCAAAUAUAUGCAUGUUCUACUAGGUAUACCAAGUUACUGUCCAUGUGUUUCAAAUAUAUGCAUGUUCUACUAGGUAUACCAAGUUACUGUCCAUGUGUUUCAAAUAUAUGCAUGUUCUACUAGGUAUACCAAGUUACUGUCCAUGUGUUUUGAAUGUGUGCAUGUUUUACUAGGUGUUCUAAAUUACUGUCCAUGUGUUUCAAAUAUGUGCAUGUUCUAACUAUAAUUAUUAUCCAUGACAUUAUCAGGGUAUUAUAUAGACAGUAGACUGUAGCUCAUAUUUAGCAUGAUAUGACCUAUUUUAAGCACAUAACCAGUGCUAGUGUUUUAUCUGUGAUUUUUACAUGACAUUAAAGAAAAUGCCAGUGAUAGAGCAUUGCCCAAACGACAGAUUUACAUGACAUAUUAUCCAUUAUAAUAUAUAAAAUUAUUUCAUGACUUAAAUUCUGCUUUUGUAGAAAUAUUUUACUCGAGAUAUUAUUAGUUUUAGAUUAAAUAUUUUACAUGAAUUAAUAUCAAUUUUAAACUGUAAGUUAGCAUUUUGCAGGACAGAUCGCAUGUCAGUCCUUUCCAUUUUUAAAGGUAAAAUCUCAGGUUUUAACUUAGAUGAGUUUUAUAUGACAUUAUGUGAAUGGUCUCAGUGGUAUUAUAAAAAAGUUCCACCUCUUUAUACAAGGGUUUGUUAUAUGAACAUGACAUUCCUCAUUUAAUUUUGUAUUUACAUUAAUAUGAAGUAAUAUAUUGUACACUUACUGAAUUUGUUACCUGUUGACAGUCAAAACUAAGGCCUGAAAUCCAAAAAUACUCAAAACUCAAAAUAAAAAAAUUAAAAGCUCAAAAACCCAUAUUCUAAUAUUCAUAAUUUGACUAAACUUCAGUUUUAAAGAACGAUCAUUUUUAGCCAAAAUCUGGAGGCCAGUGCCUUUAAAGGGUCUUAAACAAAUGGACGUUUCGAAAAAAAAACCACACUGAAAUGGUUCUUUUUAAGUAAUGUCUCAUACAUGUAAGGUUUGCUCUGUGUUGUUUUUUAUAUACUCUUUAUCUCGUAUGACAUUAUAUGUGCAGGUCAACAGUAAACAGAAAUUAUAGAUAGACAUUAUUAUUUUCGGGUGGCGGAUUGUAGCUGAUAUCUUGACUUGGUCAACAUUUGCAUGUUUAAUAUAGCAGCAUUAGACAUUUUUUAUGUUUUAAGCUCACCGGGACCCAGUUUUUUAAAAUUUCAACAGGUGAUUAACGUAACGGUCGAUUAACUUUUACUGUUAUAUUUUAAUAUUUUACAAGACUUAAGUAAAACGAAUGUUAAGGAUUAUGAACACUAAAAAUUCUUUGCAGUAAAAUCAAAACAUUAGACCACUGUUUCCCACCAAGACUAAUAUUUUGAAUAAAAUUUUAAGCGGUGAUUAAACAGACAUUCGAAGUAUCUUGGAAAUUGGCUCGGAGCACGUAGUGCUCGGAUCGAGCUCUUAUGACCACUCGCAGUCCGUCGUACGUCCGUUUCUGAAAACUGUGACACUUGGACUGGAUAUUCAUUGAAUGGUAUUUUGUAAACUGUGUUAAGUUGCACAUUAGGACCCUCUGUGGCUCAGUUACGGUCGAUGGCUUCAAACCACUUGCCCGGUGUGAAACCUCUGUUGGGGUUUAGAAUUCUUUCAUUUGUGAAACCCAUCCAUUUGGCUUACGGGGGGCACCUGGGAGUCUUCAUACAAAACUAUUUGUAAAAAAAAGUUGAAUACUAGUAAAGGUGCUGAAACUAAAAAUAUUUUCAAGUACACAUGUAACAUCGCCGAAGUAUGGUUCAGUUUUGAAAUAAGUUCAUAGAAAUGUUUCUACGGUAACCCUCAGCUAAAAUUGAUCAAAUUAUUCAUUUUGUAAAAAAAAACGGCCGCCGGAGGUUGUUUUUGUUGGGUUUUAACGUCGCACCGACACAAUUAUAGGUCACAAUGGCGACUUUCCACCUUUGAUGGUGGAGGAAGACCCAAUGUGCCCCUCCGUGCAUUAUUCCACCACGAGCGGGCACUUUGGUAGAACCACCAACCUUCCGUAGGCCAGUUGGAUGGCUUCCUCGCAUGAAAAAUUCAACGCCCCGAGUGAGACUCGAACCCACAUCGGUGAGGGGCAAGUGAUUUGAAGUCAGCGACCAUGGAGGCCCCGCCAGGGGAUUGCUUAUCUCUCUCUCUCUCUCUCUCUCUCUCUAUAUAUAUAUUAUAUAUGUGUGUGGUUAAAGUGGAAGCUUUUAAACUUUGAAAUAAUUUUACACAUAAUGAUCCAUGGGUUACCCUACCAAGAUUGUUCAAAUUUGUCUGAUUAGUCAAAAACAAUGCCGACGGAAGGUGUGGUCACUUCUUUAUAUGUAUACAGCGGGAACUAAAUGCUCUAGUCAAAACGUGCCGGCAAGAUCAGUUUAGAGUAAUCUUACCCAAAAUGUCCUUGGGCUGACCCUUUACAAAGAUUACUCUGAAUCGUGAAAAACAAUUGCGGUCAGAACUAAAAUCUUCUUUAUAUGCAUAUCAUCAGGUGAUUUUUAUAUUUGUAGAAUUAAUUGCUUGAAUAAACAGUACAUUUCCUCGUGUUUAUUAGUUCAACAUGUACACAUUUAGUUAUGGUAAAUGGGACAGUUGCCUAUAUAUAUAUAUAAGGCAAAAAUUUUCCUACGGGCAGAAUUUCUUUAAACUUUGUAUUCUGACUGAGAAUCAAGUAUUUAUUAAAAAUCAUAGGUACACAGGCUUCGUCAUGAAUUAUCUGCCCUUGAAAGUCGAAUUUUUCAGUAUUUUCCAACUUUCAAGGGCAGAUAAUUCAUUAUCAAGCCUGGGUACCUAUGAUUUUAAUACAUAUUUCUGUUUUAAACUAGAUUCACAGUCAGUACACAGAAGUUUAAAGAAAUUUUGCCCGUAGGAAAAGUUUGCCCUGAAUACAUUUAGGGCAAAAUUUACUUAACACCGUAUAUUAUCAGUGCAAAUCUGUUGCUGUGUUAUCUACGACUAAAGUACUUGGACACAGAUGACAUCUGAUCUCUGUGGUUAUUUGGUUUCAUAUGAAAAUAUUAUUGUAUUUACUUUACAUGUUUUAGAAGAUGAAUUUAUAUAUUAUACAUAUUUUAGAUGUUAUGUUUUCUUUACAGUCUAAUACAUAAAAUAUUUUAUCAUAUUAAAUAAUCGGAAUAAAUGAUGGGAAACAGAA